Messenger RNA from Cyclopterus lumpus (lumpfish), 2089 nucleotides. RefSeq lists its product as uncharacterized. The coding region runs from base 287 to 1798 and encodes 503 amino acids. The transcript has 2 exons. NCBI's taxonomy places the organism in Eukaryota, Metazoa, Chordata, Actinopteri, Perciformes, Cyclopteridae. Gene Ontology annotation, molecular function: nerve growth factor receptor binding; growth factor activity. The record is from RefSeq and is a predicted model, not a curated record. Gene Ontology annotation, biological process: regulation of neuron differentiation; memory; cell surface receptor protein tyrosine kinase signaling pathway.
CCUCCUCCGGGGGGAGAGAAGCGCUCCGCAGGGCUUGUUGGAGAGCUUUACUUUCUCCCCUCUUUCGGAUCCUUUUCGUUUGGUCACAUGCGAUGUCACGCAGCGUGAAAAGAAGGAAGAAAUGUUCCCGUCUGGCGUCGCGGCGUGCGUGUGAAGGUGUCUGCUGAGUUUAUGUUCUUUAAAACCGGUUUGAGUAACUGGCGACGGGACUCUGUAAUCAAUGUGGUGUCAACUGGAAGGACGCGGGGUCCGGAUCUCACCUAAACGCUGAUACGUCUUGGGAGUGAUGCACUGGCUUCCCCUGGUUGCCAUGGUGAUUGCCUCGGCCCUGCCAUUCCCCCACGACCCCGUGUCCAGGAUCGCCGGCGCGACGACGGAGCCCGGCUUUGACGACCCGGCCGCUCGCCUCGCCGCGGACCACGACUUCCACGGAAAUGCCUCGCAGGCGGACCACAGCUUGGGCGCCGCGCUCGGCCGUCACGCCAACAGACAGAACCUCCGGAACCGCAGGGAGCGCGUGAAGACCUCCGCGGACGAAGAGGCGUCAAGGGCGGAGCGUCGAGGAACCCACCGAUCGAAUAGCAACUCGGGCGGCGGCGGUGGCGGCGUGGACGUUCCCACGGAAGGAGGGACGCUCGGGGGGCUUGAGCAUAUUUCCAGGGAGAAUCCUCCACCGAAGGACUUCGAAGCCGACAGGCGGGACUCCUCCAGGUUUGUGGACGCGGAGGACCCCCAUCGGGACUCCUCCAGGUUUGUGGACGCGGAGGACCCCCAUCGGGACUCCUCCAGGUUUGUGGACGCGGAGGACCCCCAUCGGGACUCCUCCAGGUUUGUGGACACGGAGGACCCCCAUCGGGAAUCCUUCAGGUUUGUGGACAUGGAGGACCCCCAUCGGGACCCCGCAGAAAGACUGCUGCCGGUUUCUGCGGUGGAAGCCCAGAUUGCCGUCGGUCCUGCCGCUAGUCUGAAGGGUCAAAGAGGACCGUGUCCCACGGUUCCCUCGGAGAAGCUGAGAGAUGCACCGAGGAUCGGGACCGGAAGCACGUGGACCCCGGGGCCGACCGAGGAGGCGGGGCUUGGCACGGGGCUGGACGAGAUGUUUCUGGACGCACAUCCACGAGUCCUGUUCUCGCCCUCGCCGUCGCCCCCGGAGCACCCGCCCCUCCUGCUCAUGUUGGAGACCGGCCUGCUGGAGGAGGACAGGGACGCGGAGGAGCAGGAGGACAUGCACAUCGAGGGUCACGGGGACCGGGCGAUCGACAGGACCCUGAGCUGGGCGGACUCUUCGGCCGCCACCGGGGUCGCCCGUCUCGCCAAAAGGGACAAGCGCUCGCACUUGGUCGACAGGAGGAGGGGGGAAAAGUCGGUGUGCGAGUCGGAGAGCGUCUGGGUCACCGACAAGAAGACAGCCAUCGACUCCCACGGUCAGAAGGUCACCAUCCUGCAGGAGAUCCAGACCCAGACGGGACCACUCAAACAGUACUUCUACGAGACUCGCUGUCGCGAGGCCGAGCAGCUCGUCAACGCCGGCCGCUCGAGGGGCGGCGGCGCGGCGGCGCACCCCCCGAGAUCCGUCGGGACGGGCGUGGCUGGGGCCGGCUGCUUGGGCGUGGACAAGAAGCAGUGGGUGAGCGAGUGCAAGGUCAAGCAGUCGUACGUCCGGGCGCUCACCAAGGACGCCAACAACCGGACGGGGUGGAGGUGGAUCCGCAUCGACUCGUCCUGCGUCUGCGUGCUGCUGUCCAGAGCCAAUCAGGCGGCGGGGAGGGAGGUCCUGACCAGGAAGGGGAGAGGCUGAGGGUGGGGGGGGGGGAGUAGAAAGUGACACAAACCAGAGCAGCUGAGACAUCCUUCUGUGUGCACUUCCUUUAACGUGAUGGAUUUGGUUAUUUCUCUCUCUCUCUCUCCCUCUCUCUCGCCCAUCCCUCCCUCCCACCACAUCUUCAAAUGACUUUUGAAAAAAACAAGAAGACCUCAAUAUUAGAUCUUAGGGAAAAUUGUCAUAUAUAGAGAUUUUUACUGUUUUGGUAUGAUUUUAUCUUUCAUAAUCUUAAGUUAUUGUUUUGAUUAGUAUGUAAGCAUGUGUAUG